Molecule: messenger RNA, 1329 nt
Organism: Aureobasidium pullulans EXF-150
Lineage: Eukaryota; Fungi; Ascomycota; Dothideomycetes; Dothideales; Saccotheciaceae
Exons: 2
Coding region: 1-1329 (442 amino acids)
Source: RefSeq, a predicted model, not a curated record
AUGGACGUCGCAGAGAUCUCGAGAAUGCUGGAGCUCAAGCACACUCUGUUGCCUAUGUUCCAGGUCUCGGUCGCUUUCCUCGUACUGGCCUGGUUCGCUGUAAGCUUACGCGUGUACGUCAGAGCUUCAAUCUUGAGGUCGUUUCACUGGGACGACUGGUUGAUCCUCCUCACACUGUGCGUCUUCACAGCGUGCUGCGCGUGUCUGAUCGCCAUCGAAGACAUUGAGAGGAGCAGUGCUGCAAGUAAGGCGUUGACGAAAGGAUUUUUGGCUCAGUAUGAUUUGAUCGACAAGAUCUUUGGACUUGUGAUGGCAUUCAUGGCCCUAUACAUCGUCACCACAGUUGUUUUGAAGCUCGCGUUGGCCAUCUUUUUCCUUCGCAUCAUUCCCGAGAACUUCUCGUGGCAGAGGAAGACCAUCUACAUCUCUACAGGGAUCUAUACGACUUACGGCCUGAUGUUCACAUUCAUCGUCAUCUUCCAGUGUGGCAACCCUACCAGCUUCUUCCUCCAGGAGGCGCGGAAAGCUUGUGUGUCCGACACGAUACUUCAACCGCUUUACUACACGGCUGGCGGCAUGAAUGCUCUGACUGAUUGGCUCUUUUCCCUUUUACCAGUCACGGUUAUCUGGAGUGCGGCAAUCCCCCGGUCGACAAAGAUCUCGGCCGGCUGCCUCCUAGGUCUCGGCUCUCUCGCGAGUAUUGCAUCACUCAUUCGACUGGCGUAUAUCCCUGGUAUCGAAGCAUCGCCAACAUUCUUGGAGCAUGCCGUCAACAUAGCAAGUUGGUCGAUCGUAGAGCCAGGACUUGGAAUUGUGGCAGCAUCACUUGCGACCCUUCGACCACUCUUCCGACACUGCUUCCCCAGCAAGCAACACACAGUGCUGCCUACCACACACAGAGGCAAGCCAAUCACGUACACACCCGGCACAUACGUCUCACGUAUGAGCUUCGAAGACAAGAUCAACCCAUAUGGAGACCUACAGAUGGGAUCUGUGACGACGAUCGUGGGCAAUUCCAAGGACGACGGCGCAGAGCUACAAACGAUAGACCGCAAAGCCAAGAAGACUUUGUCGAGCAUUCAGGAGAUGUCUGUGCAUUCCAGAACACCUUCGGGCAUGUCUGAUGUAUGUCGGGUGGACAGCGGAACCAAGCUGGAAAGACAGUCAAGUCUGAGGUCACUGAUGCGACACGAACGCUAUCAAUUCCCUCGACCACCGAGUGCUACCAAGAAGGCGUACAUCAAGAACGGACGCGUCGUCAUGAGCAGAGACAUCAAGAUCGAGCAAGAACUUUCAGUGUCGCAUUCACAGCCAUCAUCGCCGGUGUAA